UUCGCGUCUCUCCAGCCGCGCCACAGCCGCGAUCGGGGACGGCUGCGAUGGCUCCAGCGCUGGGGCUGGGGGUGCUCUGGGCGCUCCUGGGGCUUCUGGGGAACCCGGGGGGCGCGACCAAAGUUCUCCACUCACUGCAUUACCUGCACGUGGCGGUGUCAGAGCCCAGCCCGGGGAUCCCCCAGUUCAUGGCCAUUGGGUUUGUGGAUGGGAUCCCCUUCACGCGCUACAACAGCGAGCGGGGCCGGGUGGAGCCACUGACGCAGUGGAUAAAGGAUGGAGUCGAGCCAGAAUAUUGGGAGGGACAGACCCAGAUUGGUGUGAACAACCAGCACGUGCAUGCCAGGAGCCUGGAGAACCUGCGGGAGCGGUACAACCAGAGCAGGGGUCUCCACACAUGGUUGCGAGUUUCUGGCUGUGAGCUCCUGUCCGAUGGGAGCGUCCGUGGAUCCGAGCGGUACAGCUACGAUGGGCGGGAUUUCAUCUCCUUUGAUCUGGAAUCAGGGAGAUUUGUGGCGGCUGACAGCGGUGCUGAGAUCACCAGGAGAUUCUGGGAACAGGAAGAGGUGGCUGAGAGGUGGACGAAUUACCUGAAGAACGUCUGCCCGGAAUGGCUCCAGAAAUACAUCAGAUACGGGCAGAAGGAGCUGGAGCGCAAAGAGCCCCCUGAUGUCCACGUGUCCGGAAGAGAGGAACAUGGGACGCUGAUCCUGUCCUGCCAUGCGUACGGAUUCUACCCCAAACCCAUUGCAGUCAGCUGGAUGAAGGGGGGUGAAACCUUGGAUCAGGAGACGCAGUGGGGCGGGAUCGUUCCCAACAGCGACGGCACCUUCCACACCUGGGCCAGGAUCGAGGCGCUGCCGGAGGAGCGGGAGCAGUACCGGUGCAGGGUGGAGCAUCCCGGACUGCCAGAGCCUGGGAUCUUUGCUUGGGAGCCGACAUCUGGCAGGAAUCUCACUGUGAUGGUCGCUGUGUCCGUCAUCGCCGCCAUCCUCAUCCUCAUCGUCCUCAUCGGAUUCGGCGUCUGGAAGCUCCAAUCCGGGAGGAGGGACAGGAAUGGAUACAACCCGGCAGCCGGAAAAGAUGUGGGAACCAAUGGCUUGAGCACAGGAAUCACCGCCUGAGCAAUCCAUGGAGUUGGAUCUGGUCCGUUCCCUCUUCCCUGGAAAGCUGAGAGCUGCCAGCAGAGCUCAUCCUGCUGCUCCCACCCACCCCACAGCUCUUGCUAACAGAUCCAUUUCCCAUUUUCCAAUGCUUUAAAGGCAAGAACCACAAAUAUUCACAAUGCUUCGCUUCUGGUGUGAAGCUAUCCUGCUUUGGGCAAUAAAUCUGGGUUCCCUCCUCCA
Melospiza melodia melodia is the source of this 1346-nucleotide messenger RNA. Its product is annotated as class I histocompatibility antigen, F10 alpha chain-like. The record is from RefSeq and is a predicted model, not a curated record. NCBI's taxonomy places the organism in Eukaryota, Metazoa, Chordata, Aves, Passeriformes, Passerellidae. Bases 48 to 1124 code for a protein of 358 amino acids. Gene Ontology annotation, biological process: immune response. Gene Ontology annotation, cellular component: external side of plasma membrane. The transcript is spliced from 8 exons.